Molecule: messenger RNA, 703 nt
Organism: Pistacia vera
Lineage: Eukaryota; Viridiplantae; Streptophyta; Magnoliopsida; Sapindales; Anacardiaceae
Product: AT-hook motif nuclear-localized protein 5-like
Exons: 2
Molecular function (GO): minor groove of adenine-thymine-rich DNA binding
Source: RefSeq, a predicted model, not a curated record
GGCCGUUUCGAGAUAUUAUGCUUGUCAGGUUCAUAUUUAAUUGCUGAAGAUGGUGGUCCUCGGAAUCGAACUGGUGGUGUAAGUGCUUCCCUUUCUAGUCCUGAUGGUCAUGUGUUUGGUGGUGGAGUUGCAGUGCUUAUUGCUGCCAGCAUUGUUCAGGUGGUAGUAUGCAGUUUUGUAUAUGGUGGUUCUAAGACCAAGAACAAACAAAUAGCCAUGCCUGAAAGUGAUAUGAAUUCUACACCCCAGCUUAGUAAUAAAUCAGCUACCCCAAUUCGUGCACCUGUCUCUCAAAAUUUCUCCUCCCCUGCAAUCAAUGUCUGGCCUGGUUCUCGACUCGUUGAUUUGAGAAACCCCCAUACUGAUAUUGACUUGACGCGUUGAUGAUAAUUUGCUGCGACAAACACAUGGUGAUUUGUACAUAUGUGUUGUUGUAAAUGUACUGAACCUGUGAAAUCUAUGAACUUCUGAAAUCCAACCUAUUUGCCCAGUAGGGGUACCGGGUUUGUGCUAACUUAGUUUGUAACAAAGUCACCAUCUUUAGGUUCUCAAAUAACAGUGAGAACUUGUUGAAAUUCUUUUAGCAGAUUGGAGUUAAAGAUGUUUAGGAGAGGAAAAGUCUGUUGUCUUCAUAGUUAACCACUGUUUGCUCUUGGCCCCUAGAUUAUGUUGUAUCUAUUUCUUAUUUCCAUUUUUCAGUUAA